Molecule: messenger RNA, 954 nt
Organism: Miscanthus lutarioriparius
Lineage: Eukaryota; Viridiplantae; Streptophyta; Magnoliopsida; Poales; Poaceae
Source: the annotation of a GenBank genome assembly
AUGGAUCAGCAGCAGCAGCAAGGGCCCGACGCGGCGGCGGCCAGGCGGAUGGCCACGCUCGCCUCGCACCUGCGCCCGCACCCCGCCUCUCAACCUCAGGUGGAGGAUGUUCCCCUCCUGAGGGGAUCCAAUUGCCGUGCAAAAGGUGCGGCGCCAGGCUUCAAAGUCGCGAUCUUGGGUGCGGCAGGUGGGAUCGGGCAGCCACUCGCGCUAUUGAUGAAGAUGAACCCUCUUGUUUCGGUGCUCCAUCUAUAUGAUGUCGUCAAUGCACCUGGUGUCACAGCUGACAUCAGCCACAUGAACACUGGUGCUGUGGUGCGUGGCUUCUUGGGCCAGCCACAGUUGGAAAAUGCCCUGACUGGAAUGGAUCUUGUCAUAAUUCCUGCUGGUGUCCCUCGGAAACCUGGGAUGACAAGGGAUGAUUUGUUCAACAUAAAUGCUGGAAUAGUCCGUACCCUGUGUGAAGGAAUUGCAAAAUGCUGCCCCAAUGCAAUUGUGAAUGUGAUCAGUAAUCCUGUCAACUCUACCGUUCCAAUUGCUGCUGAAGUUUUCAAGAAAGCUGGAACUUAUGACCCUAAGCGUCUUUUGGGUGUGACCACUCUUGAUGUAGUGAGAGCAAAUACUUUUGUGGGAGAGGUUCUUGGACUUGACCCCAGAGAGGCUAAAGCUGGAGCAGGAUCAGCAACUCUUUCAAUGGCCUAUGCAGCUGCCAAAUUUGCAGAUGCUUGCCUGAGAGGAUUGUGUGGUGAUGCUGGGAUAGUAGAGUGCUCUUAUGUAGCUUCUCAGGUCACAGAGUUGCCUUUCUUUGCAUCCAAAGUGCGGUUAGGGCGAUGUGGCAUUGAGGAGAUCCUACCACUUGGACCAUUAAAUGAGUUUGAGAGAGCUGGUCUGGAGAAGGCAAAGAAAGAGCUGGUCGAGAGUAUCCAGAAGGGUGUCUCUUUCAUCAACAAGUGA